This is a messenger RNA of Manis pentadactyla (Chinese pangolin), 2526 nucleotides long. It is a transcript of the gene RHCG, whose product is annotated as Rh family C glycoprotein. NCBI's taxonomy places the organism in Eukaryota, Metazoa, Chordata, Mammalia, Pholidota, Manidae. The record is from RefSeq and is a predicted model, not a curated record. Gene Ontology annotation, molecular function: ammonium channel activity. Gene Ontology annotation, cellular component: apical plasma membrane; plasma membrane; basolateral plasma membrane. Gene Ontology annotation, biological process: ammonium homeostasis; ammonium transmembrane transport. The transcript is spliced from 11 exons. The coding region runs from base 58 to 1440 and encodes 460 amino acids.
CCUCGAGCGCCCGGACUGCCCGCUGCCCGCCCGGCCCGGCCCGGCGCCCGCCGCAGCAUGGCCUGGAACACCAACCUCCGCUGGCGGCUGCCGGCCACCUGCCUGCUCCUGGAGGUGGCCAUGGUGGUCCUCUUCGGCGUGUUCGUGCGCUACCAGCCCGACGCCGACGCCCGCUGGACGGAGGACAAGCUGUCCAGGAACGUCACCAGCGACCUCGACAACGAAUUCUACUAUCGCUACCCGAGUUUCCAGGACGUGCACGUGAUGAUCUUCGUGGGCUUCGGCUUCCUCAUGACCUUCCUGCAGCGCUACGGGUACAGCUCCGUGGGCUUCAACUUCCUGCUGGCGGCCUUCGGCAUCCAGUGGGCGCUGCUCAUGCAGGGUUGGUUCCACUCCUUCCAUCAAGGCUACAUUCUAAUCGGCGUGGAGAACCUCAUCAAUGCGGACUUCUGCGUGGGCUCUGUCUGUGUGGCCUUUGGGGCAAUUCUGGGCAAAGUCAGCCCUGUCCAGCUGCUCAUCAUGACUCUCUUCCAAGUGACCCUCUUCUCAGUGAAUGAGUUCAUUCUCCUCAGCCUGCUGGAGGUGAAGGAUGCAGGCGGCUCUAUGACCAUCCACACAUUCGGCGCCUACUUUGGGCUCACAGUUACCUGGAUCCUCUACCGACCCAACCUCUAUCAGAGCAAGGAGAGGGAGAGCUCUGUGUACUACUCAGACCUCUUUGCCAUGAUUGGCUCCCUCUUCCUGUGGAUGUACUGGCCCAGCUUCAACUCAGCUGUGUCCAACCACGGAGAUGCCCAGCACCGAGCUGCCAUCAACACCUACUGCUCCUUGGCAGCCUGCGUGCUCACCUCGGUGGCCCUGUCCAGUGCCCUGCACAAGAAGGGCAAGCUGGACAUGGUGCACAUCCAGAAUGCCACACUCGCAGGAGGGGUGGCUGUGGGGACCGCCGCUGAGAUGAUGCUCAUGCCUUACGGCUCCCUCAUUGUCGGCUUCAUCUGCGGCAUCAUCUCCACCCUGGGUUUUGUGUACCUGACGCCAUUCCUGGAGUCCCGGCUGCGGAUCCAGGACACGUGUGGCAUUCACAACCUGCACGGCAUUCCUGGCAUCAUAGGUGGCAUCGUGGGUGCUGUGACAGCGACCUACACCAGCAGCGAGGUGUACGGACAGGACGGGCUUGUCCAUACCUCUGGCCCAAAAGGUUUCAAGCCUAACUGGACCUCACGCAUGCAGGGCAAGUUCCAAGCUGCUGGCAUCUUUGUGUCCCUGGCCAUGGCCCUGGUGGGCGGCCUCUUCGUGGGGCUCAUUUUGAAAUUGCCAAUCUGGGGACAACCUUCUGACGAGAACUGCUUUGACGAUGCGGUCUACUGGGAGUUGCCUAAGGAACCGAAAGAUGGUGCAGUCCACCUUGAGGACCCCACCUUCAAGCCCUCAGAACCUUAAACUCCCAGGGCAGGCUGGGUGUGAAUGUUCCAGCAAGGCCAGUUUGAGGACCCAAGAGACCUGGCCUCCUGCCCCAGUCCUGGCCGCACACCCCAAGCUGCCGCCUGCACUUCAAGGGAAACCCCCCCCCCAGGCUGAGGAGGAAGAAUAUGUCCUGGAGCCACAGGCAGAGCCCCCUGGCAGGGCUCAGAUUUUGGGCUGGGUGCUUCCCCAAGGCCUGCCCUUACUUCACAUCUCCCAUCCCAGAAACACUCGCUGCGAAAACUGCCAUGCCUGCCGUGUCCUCGGUGGGAUCCUGCUCCGCUUCAAGGGCAUUCAGGCAGCGUUGGGAAGUAGGGAGGGAGGGCUCUUUAGGGUCAACCCCCCCAACCCUUCCCUCCUUCCUCUCUGCCAAGCCAGCCCUGCUCUCCCUCUACAGCGGGGGAGGGUCUCAGCACAUCAGGUCUACCAUCACUUAUUGAGACCUGCCACUACCUUGGGCACAGGGGUAGUUCCUGCCGUUACGGGGUGCACAGUCUGGCUGGGGGGUGGACCUGACACCAGUAUCCACCCUGAGCUCUGACAGGAGUCAGUAGCUUUCCAGAAUGGGUCGCCGGAGCAGGGUUUUGAAGGCUAAGUAGGAGUUUACCAAAAGGCUGGCAGAGGGACAGCUUGGGCAGAGACCCAGGGAUGGGAAUCAACACGGUGAGGUUUGGUAUGGCUGAAAGGGAAGCGGGGCAAAAGCAUGCCAGCUGGCGGAUAAGACGCAGAAUCCAGAUCCUUUGUGGGGCAGACCCCAGGGAAAAGGGGGUGAGGGGGGUGGGAGGAGAAGGCCUCCCCUGCCUCCAAAGCCACCCUCCCCGCCCCCUCACAACUCCCGCGUGCACACACACAGCCCCUUUGCCAGAGGAGGGGCGCGAGGGGGAAGGACGGCGCUGAAAUGCAACCUAUUCAUGUCCCCGCCAUGUAACACCCCUCAUUUUCCAUGCUGGGUAAAGACAAAAACCCUUUACAACCUGUUUCUGGAACUUGUCAGCAGCUGCCAGGAGGAGCAUGUUAAUUAAACGUCGGCAAAGAUGGAAGCCGGAGGCCCCGGCUCUAAUUGGA